AUUACCGAACAACACCAAAAAUUUUACCAAAAACAACCUAUAUUUUCAAAAUUCUUCAAAAAUACUCAUUUGGUUUGUUGAAAAAUUUGGAAUAAACCCUUUCCAAUUUGAAUGCAAUCCUAAAAAUUCUAUAUCAUUUUCACUAACUGUGAUUAGAAAUUAAAAAAAUAAUAAAAUUUGACAAUGAGUUUUCCACCAUAGAAAAAGUUACAUUUAAGACAUAUCUAUAAAAUUUGAUGUCAAACCCUCAAAGAAACACAAAAUAGAUUGGGAUCUUAAUUUGUUUUUUCCAUGGAAGUGAUAUUGAACUCGUGACAUAUGGGACAAAAAAUAAACAAUCAAAAUACUUACUAAAAUCGGUAUAUAUACAUUAUGUAAAGAGAGAUUACGCUGAAUAACAGACCAAGUAUUGUGUUCUCAUAAAAAAAUACUAAGACUAGAAACAGAUGGCAACGGAACGAGAGGUAGCCAUAAUAGGAGCCGGAAUCAGUGGCCUCUUGGCCUGCAAAUAUGCCCUCUCAAAGGGCUUCCGACCCACUGUUUUCGAGUCCCGAAGCGGAAUAGGUGGUGUUUGGAAGAAAACCAUCGAGACCACAAGGCUCCAAACUCCCAAACCCUUCUACCAAUUCUCCGAUUUUCCAUGGCCUUCUACAGUGCCUGAGGCUGAGCUAUUCCCUCACCAGCAUCAAGUUUUCGAUUAUGUGGAAUCUUAUGCACGCCAUUUUGACUUGGUGAAGCACAUCAAGUUCGACACCAGAGUUUGCAGCAUCCACUAUGAAGGGCCAUCGUCUGAUCAAGAGAUUGGGAGUUGCGCUCUUUGGGGUGGCCAUGGAGACCCUUUUGACUCCUCUGGUAAAUGGAAACUAGUUGUAGAGAGCACCGCCACACAAGGCCUUUCCAAUAAUAAUCAGGUUUACGUAGUAGACUUUGUGAUCCUCUGCAUCGGACGAUUUAGCGAAGUACCAAAUGUGCCACAAUUCCCUCCAAACAAGGGUCCCAAUGUAUUUCAGGGCCAGGUUAUUCACUCAAGCGAUUACACCGCCAUGGAUCAUAAAACCGCAGCUCAAUUUGUUAAAGGGAAAAAAGUUACUGUCGUUGGCUUUCAGAAAUAUGCCCUUGACAUUGCCAUGGAGUGUUGCAAUGCAAACGGGGUUGAAAAUCCAUGCACUGUGUUAUACAGGAACGCUCGCUGGACCAUGCCAGAUUACAUGCCUUGGGGCUUUUCUAUUGCUUAUUUAUACUUUAACCGCUUCUCCGAGUUACUUGUUCAUAAGCCAGGCGAAGGUUUUCUACUUUGCCUCCUCGCAAUCAUACUUUAUCCUCUGAGAUGGGCAUUCUCAAAAUUUGUGGAGAGUCACAUAAAACGUAAACUUCCGUUGGAGAAGCAUGGAAUGGUACCGAAGCAUAGCUUUCAUCAGGAAAUCAGUGCAUGUCUCGUUGCAACAAUGCCUGAAAAAUUCUACGAGAGAGUUGAAGAAGGAAGUAUUAUUUUGAAGAAAGCUUCGAGUUUUGGAUUCUGUAAAGAGGGUGUUUUGAUUGAUGGGGAAGAUACCCCAAGGAGCACAGAUUUGGUCAUACAGGCUACUGGAUUCAAGGGUGACCAAAAGCUCAAAGACUUGUUCGUCUCUCCCACCUUUAAGGACUACAUUGUUGGAGACCCCACAGCAGCCCUGCCUCUCUACAGGGAAUGCAUUCAUCCCAGAAUCCCACAGCUGGCAGUGAUUGGAUUCUCAGAAAGUCUGUCAAACUUGUACACCUCGGAGAUGAGAUGCAGAUGGGUAUCAGAGCUUCUUGCUGGCACUUUUAAGCUACCAAGCAUCAAAGAAAUGGAGGAAGAUGUGGCCAAAUGGGAUGAGUUCAUGAAGCGUUACUCUGGUAAGUACUACAGGAGAUCAUGCAUAGCUGCCCUCCAUGUAUGGUACAAUGACCAGCUGUGCAAGGACAUGGGUUGGAACCCCAAAAGAAAGAAUGGAUUCUUUGCUGAAUUAUUUGAGCCUUAUGGACCAACCGAUUACGUUUCCCCUUGAGAAUAAUGAGCCUUGCUCACUUUACUACUUUUGCCUACUAUUAGCUAUUGCAAAAUCCAAAAUAUGAUUGAACUUUAUAAUAAACAGAAAUAUAAAUAAUAAAUAAAUGUUAUUGACAA
Messenger RNA from Humulus lupulus (European hop), 2146 nucleotides. Its product is annotated as probable flavin-containing monooxygenase 1. Gene Ontology annotation, molecular function: NADP binding; N,N-dimethylaniline monooxygenase activity; flavin adenine dinucleotide binding. The record is from RefSeq and is a predicted model, not a curated record. The transcript is spliced from 5 exons. Lineage: Eukaryota; Viridiplantae; Streptophyta; Magnoliopsida; Rosales; Cannabaceae. The coding region runs from base 447 to 2027 and encodes 526 amino acids.